UUAGAAAAAAAAAUGUUAAAGCUGAUGUCAAGCAAAACGGUUAAGAGAUGUACACUGCCUGGCCAAAAAAGUCACCACCAUAAAAAAAAGUCACACUAAUAUUUUGUUGGAGCGCCUUCUUGGAAUAUGCCCGUGCCAUCAGGGAAGAAAAAAUCCAUUGAUUGAAUAACCUGGUCAUUCAAUAUAAUAAUAAUGCGUUAGACAGUUCUUAACCCAAUUUUAGUAGUUUCUGCAAUCUCCUUAGAUAUUUUCUCUGCUUGAUGCAUGCCAAUGAUUUGACCCUUCUCAAACAGACUAACAUCUUUAUCACGGCCACGGGAUGUGUCUUUCGACAUGGUUGUUUAGGAAAUGAGAAGCAACUCAUUGCAUCAAUUGGGGUUAAAAAACUUGUUGCCAGCUGAAGGAUAACCCCUCCAUGCAGUAAUUAUCCAAUAUUAUCAAUCCUUCUACAGUAGGAGACACCUGCAGGCUAGUGCCGGGCGUGCCAGGCCCAGCGAGGCCUACAGAAUUGUGGAGGAACUGCCUUAUGACUCAGAAGAUUCACAGUACAGUGACAGCAGUGAUGAAGAGUGGUUGCCAAGUAAAAAAACUCUAGAUCAAUGUGAAAGUGCAUCUGAGGAGGAAGGACCGGAUGUAGAGGAUGUGGAGGAGGAAAGCCCAGAUGAAAUAGCAGUAGAACCUGGUGUGGAAGCACCAACAGGGAGAUCUGUUGACACACCAGCACCACCCGCGAAAGCAAAGAAAAAACAACAAAAAAGACACACCUGGAAAGUAAAGGACAGUCCAUGUGAGGGAGUGUUACCGGACUUCUUGGGAGAGUGGAGUCUAAAUGUUCAAGCAACUGAGCCCCUGGAAUUCUUCUUGCACCUCUUCCCAGAAGAACUCAUAGAUGAUAUAACAUACCACACCAACCUCUAUGCCCUCCAGAAGGGAAGGGAGAACCUGAAUGCUACAGCAGAAGAAAUGAAGGCAUUCCUUGGGAUAAACUUAGUCAUGACCUUCAUCCGCUACCCACGGAGACGGAUGUAUUGGUCAUCUGAGCAGGGACUCCGUUUACCUUUGAUUGCUGAUGCCAUGGCAGUGAACCGUUUCGAGGACAUUCUCCGAUACCUUCACUUUACAGACACCUCCUCAACGGAUCCAGGAAACGAUAAACUGUUUCGAAUAAAACCAGUGCUAGAUACUCUUCAAGCAAAUUUCCUCUCUGCUGUGGAUCCUGAGGAGUUUCAAGCCAUAGAUGAGAUGAUCAUGCCCUUCAAAGGCAAAUUGUCUAUCAAGCAAUACAUCCCCAAAAAACCCAAACCCUGGGGUGUGAAAAUUUGGGCAAGAGCAGGCGCUUCAGGAUACAUGUACCGCUUCGAAGUGUACAGGGGUGCAGCCAGCACAGGUGCGGUCAGCGAACUGGGAACGGCUGCAGACGUCAUCUUGCGCCUCUGUGAUGACAUCCAAUUCAAGAACCACAAGGUGUUUUUUGACAACUUCUUUUGCGGCAUUCCACUGAUUACUAUCUUGAAGGAACAGGGCAUCUAUGGCACUGGCACAUGCCGGGUCAACAGGCUUCAGGGGGCACAAGCGAAACUCAAGAGUGCAACAGAACUCAAAGAAGAAGGAAGAGGAGCUAUCUCUGUUGUCACCAAUGGUGAAGACGUCACUGUCACACGUUGGCUUGACAAUUCACUGAUCCACAAGGCCUCUUCCUGUCUUGGCAAGCACCCGACAGAUGUUGCACAGAGAUGGUCCAAGAAAGAUAAGAAGAUCAUCACCAUUGACAGGCCAUUCGCAGUGAAGGUGUACAACGAUUAUAUGGGAGGGGUCGGCCUGAUGGACCAGAUGGUGGCAAUGUAUCCCCACAGACGCAAGAACAAACGCUGGUACAUCAGAAUGUUCUUCCACUUCCUGGAUGUGACCGUUGUGAACGCCUGGCAUCUCCUCAGAUUCUCUGGAUUGGAGCAGGAUGGUCUUCUGCCUUUCAAGGCAUCUUUGGCUUGUUCAUUGAUAAAUUCAGGCACCGUUCGCAAAAGGGGGAGACCAACUUCCCCACCUCCUCUUCCUGUGAAGCGCAAACCUGUAUCCAAGGUAACCCGUGAGGUCAGGCUUGGCCCUGGAAACCACUGGCCCCAGCUAAACGACAUAAAAAAUGCCCAAAGGUGCCAAGACCCUGCAUGCACACGAAAAACGAAGUACAGCUGCAUGUGUUGCAAUGUGGCUGUGUGCCCUGGGUGCAUGGCAAAUUUUCACACAAGAUCUUGAACUGAUCUCUAGUUUGUCAAUUGAAGCACUGCAGUUUGUUUGGUUUUGCAAUUGAAACACUGUAGUUCAUUUUUCAGUGAAAAGGAAAAGCCCAGAAUGGUUGUUUGAAGAGAGCAAAAUAUUUUGAAAAGUAUAUUUUAUUGUUUUUGCAUAAUUCAAUAAACAUUGAAUGUUA
Messenger RNA from Cynoglossus semilaevis (tongue sole), 2425 nucleotides. Its product is annotated as piggyBac transposable element-derived protein 3-like. The record is from RefSeq and is a predicted model, not a curated record. The transcript is spliced from 2 exons. Lineage: Eukaryota; Metazoa; Chordata; Actinopteri; Pleuronectiformes; Cynoglossidae. Bases 964 to 2250 code for a protein of 428 amino acids.